This is a messenger RNA of Bipolaris oryzae ATCC 44560, 258 nucleotides long. RefSeq lists its product as uncharacterized. The annotation marks the transcript as partial. NCBI's taxonomy places the organism in Eukaryota, Fungi, Ascomycota, Dothideomycetes, Pleosporales, Pleosporaceae. The transcript has a single exon. The record is from RefSeq and is a predicted model, not a curated record.
AACACGGCUGCUUUUGACGCCGUCGGGCACAUACACACACACGCACAUACAGCACACACUGCACACACUGCACACACACCCACACCCACAGCCCAGCCCAGCCACACGCAGCGUGUAGUGUACGCGCAGCAAUCUCAAACCGUGUCAGCUCUGGGGGCUGCUGUCGGCAUGCCGAUGCACUGCGCACUGCGCACUGCGCACUGCGCCAUGCCCUCGCCCUUGCCCUCAGCUGGCAGUUCCGGUUCAUCCCGAGAAUAG